Ctenocephalides felis (cat flea) is the source of this 900-nucleotide messenger RNA. RefSeq names its product tyrosine-protein phosphatase non-receptor type 13-like. Gene Ontology annotation, molecular function: protein binding. Bases 1 to 900 code for a protein of 299 amino acids. The record is from RefSeq and is a predicted model, not a curated record. Lineage: Eukaryota; Metazoa; Arthropoda; Insecta; Siphonaptera; Pulicidae. The transcript has 7 exons.
AUGGGCUCUGUUCAAGCACCUAUGAAAAUAAAAGUAGAUGUUAAUAAAAUGUUGGGAGAAUACAGAUCCAUAGAAUGUACCUUUACCGUUACCGUCACCAAAGGUCCUCGCGGACUGGGCCUGAGUGUUUCUGGCGGAACAGAUUCCCGUGGAGCCUGUCCAGGCCUGAUACGCGUCAAGAGAUUGUUUCCGCACCAGCCCGCUUGGGCCACCGGCAGGCUAGCACCAGGUGAUCUACUGCUGGCUGCCAAUGGCUGCACUCUCACCGGAUUAUCAAAUUAUGAAGCGCUUGAGGUCCUCCGUACAGCGCCCGCAACAGUGACGCUGACAGUGUGCCGUCCUCCAGGGCAGGACUUUGACAGGCAGUCCCCAACUCCUAGCGAACCGCCUCCGCCGCCGAGACGAGUUGGAAGUUGCGGAGCAGGCAGCGGAAUGGUUGGAAUGGGCAGCAGCGGAUUAAGCAGCGCCGAUAUACCGCCGCCUUUGUCUCCGAUGCUGCUUGAUGGGCCGUACGGGGAAUUUGAUAUAGUCAUGAAAAAGCGUAGCGGAUCAUUAGGUUUUACUCUACGUCGUGAAGACAACAGCGUACUCGGUCAUUACGUACGAGCCCUUGUUCGCGAACCGGCCCUGUCCGAUGGACGUUUACGACCCGGAGACCGCAUUCUGGCUGUCAAUGGAGUGUCAAUGUGCCAACUUAGCCAUGAAGAAGCUGUAGCCUUCUUACGAAGAUGUGGAGAUGAAGUAACGCUAAAAUUAUAUAGAGACUCCGCACAGACUCCCGUGGGAGCUGUCUCGCCUACUGAGUCCGAAAAGAACGAUUGCUCAGCGCGGUGGCGGACGGCGAACGGCGACAGCGGAGGACGAUCGGCGGUCAGGACUCAUUUAAGCUCAGGUUGUUAG